UACACCAAUCGUUGAGUGACUGGACUGUAGCAAGAAUUUAGAUAGCGUCGAUGCCAAAUAAAGACUCCGAAAAGUAAAACUCAGUGGAAUAUAUGUAAAAACAGUUUGUAUCUUUCUCCUUUGGUGUUUUUCAGUAAGAAAACAGUCAGAUAACAUCCAAUUGCCAUCGACCAUACGUCCUUGAUAAACUGUUGUUUGUAAUGUUCAUCCUCUUUUCUAACGUACCUGAAAGAUGGACGAAACGGAGAUAUUUAAAAACAAUAAGAAUUAGGAACACCAAGAUAAUCAUAACGUAGACGUAAUUCAGGGAAUUUUUUCAAUUAAUUACCGUUAAAUAAUAGUUUUACAAUGCUGCCAGUGUUUUUUUCUCGUGUGUUUUUUGUGUUUGUGUCACAGCAACGAAAAAUCCUCGCAUACGUUUGAGGGGAAAUUUUUCUCAACAGCUGAUGAGCGAAAAAUAUUCUAUUUUCUCUGAAUAAUUCGCCUGAAAUAAAUUAUCAAGCUGACAAAUGUUCAAUAAGAAAUAGCAAUGGUUGAAACAGGCAGAGAGUACGUUCUACAGUGGUCUGGUCAUGCUGCUAAUAUCACUGAGAGGUUUAGUGGUCUUCUGGCACGCCAGGCACUCGUUGAUGUUACAUUAUUAUGCCAGAAUCAGGAACUUCGGGUCCAUAAACUCGUACUUGCAUCCUGCAGUCUCUACUUCGAGGAAAUGCUGGAGCAAGAUUUGGGGCAGGAGCCUACAAUUAUACUGAAUGAUCUUCAUUUUAAUAUUCUCAAGGCUAUGAUUGAGUUUAUGUAUUGUGGGGAGACGACGAUCGCCCAUUGUCACUUGCAAUCACUGCUUAAUGCAGCACAAGUAUUCAAAGUAAAACAUUUGGAGUCUCUAGUCGCUUCGAUUAUCGACUCAAACCUCCACGAGGAGACUCCCAGUGACUCCCUCGACUCCCAGGAUUCCGAAAUCGAGGACGAAAGCUCAUACUCAGCCCUCAAUAGUUCCAGUGAAAUCCAAUCCCCAGAGAACGUCGCAGAGAACUUUGAAUCGACGAAUAUCUUCGAAGAUUUAACGCUCAGCAGUGAUUCACCUCCAGACAAUGGAAAUACGGUGGAACAAGAGCUGGAUACCUGGGAUAAUUCAUCACCAGUGCAGUCACCAGAAAUACCUGAUGAGAGUCAUCAGAAUGUAAGUGAAAAGAGUCAUGAUGAUCAGUUAGACUCCCCAGGUGGAAUUGGCGAGUGCUCACGUGUUUACAUCCACAAAAAACGAAAAUGUAGUGACGAAAGAAGAGAUGAAUUCCUCUCACAGAGUCUCUUCCAGCUUCAGGAGUCUUCAACAACCACUUGCAUCGAUCUAUCUUACGAUAAAAACUGUGAUAUUUCCCCUGUUACCCUUCCCUCAGUCGAUCUAGAGUCUGAGUACAUAUUCAACCUAAACUCUGACAAUUUUCAGCCGCUGAGUCCUCCAUAUUGCUCAAUAACAGACAGAUACAAAAGUAUUUACGAUGAUUUAGAUAUCCAAAGAUUCACUCCACCUAGUUACAACAAUAUUCGGAAGAUAAAGGAAUUGUUUUCUGAUCAAAAUCAGUGCAACAAUAUUGGAAACACACCAGUGCUGAGGCGAAGUGUCAGGCUGAAUCAAUUGGAGAACGAUGACACUGUCAAUAAUAAUAGCGAAGCAAUUAACUGUAAAAAGACUAAAGACUUCAAGAAGCAGCAGUUGAAGCACCUAAAGAAAUUCAAUAAAAUAAAAUCGAUAAAGCUGAAUGGUAAAAGUAAAGAUUCAGAGUCCAGGAUAUCAGACGAGAACAGAAAACACGUCAUCAAUUCAAGACCAUUAAGGAGUAAUCGUAAAAUAGUGACGAAAAGUUCCAGUAAAUUUUCACUGUCUCGAGAAGAGCCGAAGGGUAAAAAUACUAAAAUAAAAAUAGAGAAGAUUAAAUCUCUGGAUAAAGAUGAUUUUAUUCCAGUGAAGCUGAAUACAAUAGCAUCUGUGGAUCGAUCUCUCUGGGGUGAUAUGUCAGAUUUGCUGGAGAAUUGUCAGAAUAAUGCAGUUUUGCCUGAUUACUCUCAGAGUAAGGAAAUACCUUUUGCCGUUGGGCUGCUGCCUCUUCGAGCUGCAUUGGAGAGGAUGCAAGCAAUUCCUGAUUAUCAACCGAGGAAGACACGAUCAUCUGUUGCACCGUAUAAAGUCGAUUCUUGCGGACUCAAGAGGAAAGCAAAUGGUGAUAUCGAGUCCAUUGUAAUUAGUAAGAAACAGUGCAGUCCUGAGAGGAGUAUCGAGUCUGAUACUGUCUGCCAUAUUCAAAUACACACGUCUUCCCAGUGCUCACAGAGUAAUGAAAUUGUUCAAGCUAAACCGUUUAUUUCGGUUGAACCAGCGUCAGACAAACGAUGACACAAAAAAUUGGUUAAAAUGAGGAUUUAAUUUGUUAUCAUUUCGGGGAUUGUUCCUAUUUGUUUUAUAUAUAUAUUUUUUUUUUUUCAUUGAUUUUUGGACCUCUUUUGAAGAAUCCUGCGAUUGCCAGUGGCAACAUGCCGGUGAGAACAGUCGAUUCGAGAAUAGUUUAGAGCGAAAUAGUUGAAUAAUAGAUUAAAAUCUAUCAGAACCUCGGGGAUAUCUUCUGCAGAUUAAAUUUAAAUCGUAAACACGAAUGCACGGAAUUGUUCGUGUGGAAAUAGUGGAAUCCUUUUUAGAUUCAGAGAUAUUUAUUGUUCAUUAAAUGAACUCAUUUGUUGUCGAGGUUUCAUUAUUGAAUUGUAGCGUGAAUUAUCGGAAAAUAAAAGGUUCGACUGAAAUUUAAAGUCAGAAUCUUUACCUUUCUGGGGUAUUCAUAAAAUAAUUUGUAGAGUCAAGUAAUUUCUUCCUAAUACUUCGAGGAAAGCGAAAGUUUAUUUUUGGUACUAUUUUUUGGGGUCGAUUCCGGUGAUAAUUGUGGAGAAAACAUGAACAAAUAAUCGCUCAAAUGUAGAGACGCCAGUGAAUCUGUGAUUGAGAAGAGGAAACAGGAAUUAUUGUCAAGUAUAAAUACUUUAAAUGCGUAAUAAUCGUCUUCCCUUCGCUUUCACAACAGAAUCCAUUUAUUAUGUAUGUAGAAGUGUUAAUGUAUAUAAUUUUCAUCGACAGUUGCUAUAUUGUAAUUAUUGAUUUUCAUUUAUCACAUUGAUAUUCAUCCAUGAAAUUCUAUAUAUUAUUUUGUUGAUAAGAGGAUAUGUUAUAGCGAACGAAAAGAUUGUGAUUCUAGAUUUACAAAUAACCAUCCCAAUCUUUUUGUGGAAUUACGAUGUUUAUUUCUCAUCUAAAGAAAAUCAUAUAUACCGUAAAUAUUUCGUUGAUGAAAUUGACGAGGCGAAGAACAUAUUUUUUCAAAAUAAUAAAAUUUCUAUAUACCUAUUACCUACAUAACAAUCAGAAUUUCUUUAAAAUCCGAAACAAAACCUUUCCUCAAACCGAUAAAUAACAAAUAACAAAAAAUAAUAAUGACAAAAUGCUCAUUCAAAUGUUCAUUUGUUCACGUCAAUUUAUAAUUCAGUUUUAUUAUUAUUGUUUAUCAGAUAGCUGAAAAAAAUAUCACUUUUGGUGUAAAAAAUCCUUAAGGGAAUAUCGCACACUGUCGAUACGUGAGGAUGCCAAUAAAAAUCGGAGUAAUCGAGUAAUCGAGGAAUCGAAUUGGCCGUUGGUACAUGGUUGAUUUCUCGUGAUGGUGGUGGCGCUGUUUCCUGUUCUCCAUUCUGUUCUGGCUUUUACUUGAGAGUGUGACCGAACACACACCGUGGUGUGUCCCCACGUCCGUCAUAUUCCCGGUUUGAAAGCAAGGUUGCGACUAGUUGUUGCGACGCAGGAAGGUGCAGUGAAUAGUCCGGUGUUCACACACAGCCAAAAAAA
Fopius arisanus is the source of this 3880-nucleotide messenger RNA. RefSeq lists its product as uncharacterized. Lineage: Eukaryota; Metazoa; Arthropoda; Insecta; Hymenoptera; Braconidae. Gene Ontology annotation, cellular component: nucleus. The transcript has 4 exons. Gene Ontology annotation, molecular function: protein binding. The coding region runs from base 530 to 2392 and encodes 620 amino acids. The record is from RefSeq and is a predicted model, not a curated record. Gene Ontology annotation, biological process: regulation of transcription by RNA polymerase II.